AUGGCUGGAUCAAAUGUCAUUGGCAGAGUUUCGAAAGAAGUUCAUGAGAAACUACCAACUUCGGGAGUUAUCACAGUUGACUGCUCAGAGGAAGAUGAACCCACGCGAGUCCUUCAUCUACCUGAAGUCUUGGCAUGUGCCGUUUCCUCACGCUUCCGAGAUAUUUGCAAAUCGACCAAAAAGAGAUGUUUUCAAGCCGAAGAGUUACUCGGACAGUCGGUUGAGAAAUUCCGCAAAAUUUUCGACUACAAUAGUAUCUAUGACCUCCUUGAAGUGUUCUCGAGGUGGCUCUAUGGCAUAGAUUUCUCGGAAGCAAAAACGGCGUGUUAUAAUCUUUGGUUCUUCGGGCAGAAGAUAGGAUCCCCGUUCUUUCAAAACGAUGCCAUACGCCAAUUGUGCUCUACGGUGAAAGUCGAGAAAAGCGAGCUGUCCGACAUGUUCGAAGACUGCUAUAAUAUGGGAGACCUUGCGCAAAUCUGGGACAGAUCAGAUUUCGCCCCGGACAACGAGCUUGAAUACGAUCAAGACACAGAAGUACAUUGGGACAACAAGCAGAUGUUGAAAUUCGUUCUCGAUGUACAUGCUUUUGUUAGCUUGCAAGACGAAAACGUAGUUAGGAUGGUCUUUUUGGCAGGUGGGAGAUGUACCUAUCACCUUACCCAGAUUUUUGUUGAGGCAGUCAAAGCUGGAGGAUUCGACGGUGCACCCUGGGAAGAGAGGAAUAUUCACAAAUAUCUGCUGGAGGAGACACUCGCGGACGAAGGCGAUGCCGAGGAGGAUGACGAUGACAGCCAUGAUGAAGAAGAACACGAAGACGAUGAUUCCACUGAUUCCGAUUCUAUUCCCAAGCCUGUUUUGAAACUCAGUCUAAAGCGAAAAUCGCCAACGGAGGAUUAG
Messenger RNA from Mollisia scopiformis, 897 nucleotides. RefSeq lists its product as uncharacterized. Bases 1 to 897 code for a protein of 298 amino acids. The record is from RefSeq and is a predicted model, not a curated record. Lineage: Eukaryota; Fungi; Ascomycota; Leotiomycetes; Helotiales; Mollisiaceae. The transcript is spliced from 2 exons.